AUGUCCAAAGUUUCUAAACAAAAUAUCAGAGAGUCUGUCGAUGACUUGUUGAAGUACUCGCUCGAAACCAAGAAGAGAAACUUCUUGGAGACGGUUGAGUUGCAAGUCGGUUUGAAGAACUAUGACCCUCAGAGAGAUAAGCGUUUCUCUGGUUCUUUGAAGUUGCCAACCAUUCCAAGACCAAAUAUGAGUGUUUGUGUUUUCGGUGAUGCUUUUGACUGUGAUAGAGCUAAGGGUUUGGCCGUUGAUGCCAUGUCCGUUGAUGACUUGAAGAAGUUGAACAAGAACAAGAAGUUAAUUAAGAAGUUGGCUAAAAAGUACAACGCCUUUGUUGCUUCUGAGUCUUUGAUCAAGAAGGUUCCUAGAUUACUCGGUCCCCAACUUUCCAAGUUGGGUAAGUUCCCUACUCCAGUUUCUCACACUGAGGACUUGAGUCAGAAGAUCACCGAUGUUAAGUCUACCAUCAAGUUCCAAUUGAAGAAGGUCUUAUGUCUUAAUGUUUCUGUUGGUAACGUUGAGAUGGAAGAGGAGGUUUUGAUUUCUCAAAUCUUGAUGGCUGUUAACUUUUUAGUUUCUUUGUUGAAGAAGAAGUGGCAAAAUGUUGGUUCUUUGGUUGUUAAAUCUUCCAUGGGCCCUGCUUUCAGACUUUACUGA
This is a messenger RNA of Brettanomyces nanus, 654 nucleotides long. RefSeq names its product 60S ribosomal protein L1A (gene RPL1A). Gene Ontology annotation, molecular function: RNA binding; structural constituent of ribosome. Bases 1 to 654 code for a protein of 217 amino acids. Gene Ontology annotation, biological process: translation. The record is from RefSeq and is a predicted model, not a curated record. The transcript has a single exon. Lineage: Eukaryota; Fungi; Ascomycota; Pichiomycetes; Pichiales; Pichiaceae. Gene Ontology annotation, cellular component: large ribosomal subunit.